UACACUGACAACAUUAUGACAGAAUCAGAAGUUAUAUUUCGUGAGGGACAGUUGUUAAGUGGUGUUUUGGAUAAGUCACAAUUUGGUGCUUCUCAGUUUGGCUUUGUCCACUCUUGCUAUGAGUUGUAUGGAGGUACCAUGUGUAAUUAUCUGUUGUCAGCUCUUGGCAGAAUCUUCACUGGUUUCCUUAAACUCUAUCACGGGUUUAGUCUAGGAGUGGAAGACAUAUUAGUGAAACCAAUGGCAGAUAAAGAGAGAUUUAAAAUUAUUGCUGAGGGUAGAGAUUGUGGGCUUGAAGCAGCUGCUGAUGCUUUUGUAGUUAAAAAUGUUAAAGAUAAAGGGACGGUCUCAAAGUGUUAGAUUUCUUUAUGAAAAAGAAAACUGAUCAAAUCAAUAAUAAAGUUAACGUGUAAGUACAACAUGCAUUUGUGAAGCAAGAGUGCAUAUAAUGUAUCCAUUCUGUUCGUUUUGUAGAGAUUUGUAUGUGUACCUACUUCCAUUCUCUCUUGAUCUUUCCUUUUAUUCUACCAUGCUUGUUUUGAAUUGACCAAUCAGAUUGCAUUAUAUGAGGUGUCUAAAUCACUUAUAAUACCCCGGGAAAAUAUUUAGAAACCUCCGGGAAAUUAUUUAGAUACUUCUGCCAAAGUUUGGGAAAUUUUAGGAAUAAAAAUGAUGACAGCAAUAAUAGUAAUGUUAUAUUUGAAUUUUUAUGUGUAUGUUUGUGCAGUUAUUAAAGCUGAAGUGUCUGUCCUUUAUCUAGAGAUAUGUUUUGUGCUUUUGGAGGAUGAGGUGAAUUGGUAUAUCGUCACUAGCUACUGCUGUUUUUGUUUGUAAUAAUAAUAUUAUUGAGGAAACGUCUUCCGGCAUUUUGUUGAUCUGAAAUGUGCUUAUAAAUUUGUACACCAUCCGUGCUUCUGUGACCUGUUCUUUUCAUGAUUAAUUGUUCAUCAACACCAGCUUGAAGUAGUCUAGUAGCAGCAGUCAUGCCGCGAAGUGAGUGGUUUGUUUGUAACCAUCGAUUCCCCAGUUGCUGCAGCAAACAUUUUAAACAGUAUUUCUCCAUUAAGAAGAGUGGCCUGGUUGGAGCUUCUCCAAAUCUUUCAUUCUUUCCUUGCACCAGUCAUUCAGAAUAUUUUCUACCCAUUAUAUUGCUUUUUUAGUUCUGCAUGGCGCACAGUGCUGUUGUGCAUCUUUAAAUCCUUGUCCGUUGCGAAACAAGAUGGUAUAUAGCACUAAUGAAGUAGGCGGGGCAGUGAUAAAAUGAUGAGAUGAGAUAGGCGUUUCCAGAGCUAUCAGUGGCGGCUGUGUUAGUCGCAUCUUUUGAGAACAGGCGAGCAUGUCUACCUAGUUGCUUUUCCAUUCUAGUGCGUGACUUAAAAUGAAUUGGUUGCUAAUGGUAAGGAUUUUUAUACUUUUUGUGUAUCCUAGCUACAAGAAAUGCAUCUAAUCUGAUUGGACGCAUGGUAGAACACGGUUAUACACCUCGGUCUCGGCAUAAUAGAUUGUAUUACUAAGUAACAGGGAUAGGAAACAGAUCACGUGAUCUCAUUCAAAUUAAUGAAAGCAGGUGCGGACGAACCUUGUAAGACUCUGCCCCUUCCCCGGCUCGUUGAGACAAGAGCAAUAUGACUGAGAGGACUGCUGGAUUAAGUGUAGCUUGAAGCCAGAUCCAGGGCAGUUAUAUAACUUAUAUUGUUGCUGAAGGUUUGCUUACUUAUCAGAAACUGUUAAAGCUGUAAUACAGCACUUUAUUUUGAAGAAAAAUGAGAAAAAUCAUGCUUUUUUACCAUGCGUAAUAGGUGUGAAAUCUAUUCAACCUAUAACUUGCUAAGGGUAACUAAAACUGAGAGAGUGUCAAUAUAAAAAAACAUGCAUCAAGUAAAGCUACGUGCCACUAAAACACUUUUAUUAUCACUAGUGCUUCAUACAGAUCAUAAGAUCCCAAAAUGUCUGUUUUUAGAGGCUUAUCUGUUCAACCUAUAUCACAAAAAGUAAGUAAAAUUAGGAUAAAGGACAAAAACUGUAACAAAGAUCAGGGUUUUUCACAUGCCUUUAGCCUAUUAUAUAAGCCACAGACGGCACUUUGGAAAAA
Amphimedon queenslandica is the source of this 2092-nucleotide messenger RNA. Its product is annotated as DNA-directed RNA polymerase I subunit RPA1-like. Gene Ontology annotation, molecular function: DNA binding. NCBI's taxonomy places the organism in Eukaryota, Metazoa, Porifera, Demospongiae, Haplosclerida, Niphatidae. Gene Ontology annotation, cellular component: RNA polymerase I complex. The coding region runs from base 16 to 360 and encodes 114 amino acids. Gene Ontology annotation, biological process: DNA-templated transcription. The transcript is spliced from 5 exons. The record is from RefSeq and is a predicted model, not a curated record.